Messenger RNA from Suillus subaureus, 1857 nucleotides. RefSeq lists its product as uncharacterized. Lineage: Eukaryota; Fungi; Basidiomycota; Agaricomycetes; Boletales; Suillaceae. Bases 1 to 1857 code for a protein of 618 amino acids. The transcript is spliced from 3 exons. The record is from RefSeq and is a predicted model, not a curated record.
AUGGCUCAAUCAGGAGGACAUUGGCACCCCAAUCCACAGCUCAUGCAGCAAAAUUCUAUUCCACAGGGUUGGCAAGGCACCUGGCCCCCACCAGCUGGCGUUUCUCUUCCUCCAAACUUCCCUGGUCCACCACCUAUGCCGCCUGGCGCCAACACCCACCCGCAUUGGAAGGCUGGUUUCUGGCAGUAUAACCCCGCCUAUAACAUGAAUGCAGGUUCCGGUGUUCCUUGGGCACCCGGAAUGGGGUGGGCUCAGAACGUCCCUGCUAACUUUAAUCCCUAUAAGCGCGUCCCGCGUCCGGCAAGCCCGAGCUACUGGAGGACACAGCUUACCGACAAUGGUCUUGGUUUGGAGAACAUGGUCCCUGCGAGAACAGAUCGAGAUCGAGAAUCCACCAGAGAUGUACAAGGGGAUGCUGUGCCACAAACUCCGUGGAUAUGGAAUCCUCCAAGUCUGUUGGCGACGGAUGGAGCAGACCGUGCUACCCCGACGAAGGACUUCAACAAUCGUCGGAGCUCCCAGGAUAGUACCCGGAGUAACUCGACUCCGACCAGUUAUGGGCCCCCACAAAGAGGUUCACAGGACAGCCACAACACUACAAGCACGGGCACACCUGUACGAGACUAUUUUUAUAGUCAUCCAGCCUCAAGACACGGUUCUCUAGACAGCCUCAGCUCCCGCUCACAGGGGCUGAGCCAACAUCCCAUCUCUUCGGCAACUCCGCCACCACCAUCGUCGCACGGUCGUAUAGGUUCGAUUUAUUCGAAUCGGACAUCAUCUGGACCGCAAUAUGUGCCCCCUUUUCCAGCUCCGCCAUCUUCAUCUUCGUCUACAUCAACAGCCAUAUCGUCAUCAGCAACCCGCUCACAACAGCCUCUUCAUGCGCCCAUGUUCACGAGAGAGCCAGAGUCAUUUAUGACUAGGUCAGACCUUCAAACAACAUUCUCAUCCAAUGUCGUGCGGACCCCUACGCACUAUCAGGGGACACGCAGACAUACGGAUGAAGCUCUCGACCACUCGUCACGCUCGUUUUCGGCGCCGAGCGCGAGUACUUCAGUGUCCGCUUCCCGUGGCCUUUCAGUGCCAGAACCCCUUUCACGGCAUCAUUCAUUCCCAACCACGUCCUCACCGUCCUCUAUGGGUUCACUGUCUACGUUUACGGAGGAUAUGGGUAGUGUACUGAGCCCCCUCAUUAAUUCCGUGCAAAGAUCUGCUACUGGUUCGUUAUCACGGAGUAGGACAGAACCUGUAAUUCCGCCAGCCCAUUUAUCGACCAUCCCAGAGUCUACGUCAUCGUCUUCCCAUUCGAGCUCAGAUGACUUCUUUUAUCCUCUAUCUGUACCUCCAGAUUCUGAUGAGGAUUCACCAGAAUCAUCACCUUCGCGUCAUCGUGUUCGCACGCGAGAGAUAGAACGUGAACGGGAGAGAGAUCGCGAGCGACGCAGGGACAGGAGCCAAUCGUACGAAAGAGGGAGCCGCCUCACGCCAUACAAUAAUAACUCGCGGUCCUCGAAUCCUCUCCCGCCACCACCAAUGGAGCGUCCCAACCCAGCUGCGUCCGCACCGCCUCAUCAGUCCCCAGAGCCUGCGCAUUAUACACAACGUAUACGGAAGGGGUUCUGGAACCGACGGGGGGACCACCUCACAUCGAAUUUGUAUGUCGUCUAUGCACCAGAGGAGAGGGCGUAUCCUGCGGAGUUGCAGCAUUACCCCAGCGAGAUGGAAGGAUAUAAAGAUCAGUAUGGUGCUUUUGUGCCGUAUUUGGCUGAAAGGCCAGAGUUACCUGCGAGUUUGCCGUAUCAUGGACGGCCUCCAACGCAGCCGUAUGACAGCUUUGUCAUCUACAGUUAUCAUUGA